Molecule: messenger RNA, 1248 nt
Organism: Boeremia exigua
Lineage: Eukaryota; Fungi; Ascomycota; Dothideomycetes; Pleosporales; Didymellaceae
Exons: 1
Coding region: 112-1065 (317 amino acids)
Source: RefSeq, a predicted model, not a curated record
CGUUCAGGGACAAUCAGCAUCUUCAACCCUGAAAAUUCAUCACUUGUUCUUUGCAGAUCUCUCCCAUCAAAAACCUAUACCCCAUCUCAACAUCAACAACAAAUCCUUGAGAUGUCUUCCAAGAAGAUUAUUACUGUUCUGGGUGCGACCGGCAAUCAAGGAGGCUCCGUGAUUGCAGCUAUUCUUGCCCAACCGUCGAUUGCCUCACAGUAUCGGAUCCGUGGUGUUACUCGUGAUACUGCGAAACUCUCAGCCGAGAAACUCAAGUCUGAUGGUGUAGACCUCAUCAAGGCCGACCUCAACGAUCUUUCGUCCCUGAAAGCUGCUUUCAAGGACGCGUUCGCUGUCUUCGCGGUGACCAAUUAUUGGGAAACAAUGUCCAAGUCCACAGAGGUCGCACAGGGAAAGAAUAUUGUGGACGCUGCCAUCGCUUCUCGGGUCAAACAUCUGAUCUUCUCCUCGCUCCCCAACGUCACGACCUUGACCGAAGGCAUUCUUCCAAACGUCGAGCAUUUUGAUUCUAAAGCUGAAGUCUCGGAGUAUGCAGAGGUCCAGAAGUCAAAGACAGGCAUGUGGGUCACUCAUUUCAUGCCUGGAUACUUUAUGCAAAACCUCAAGAAUUCCAUCAGCAAGGAUCCACAAACUAAUGCUUCAAUUAUGGCCGCUCCAUGGGACGAAACCAGCACGAAAAUUCCUCUUAUCGACAUUGUCUCCGACGCUGGAAAGUACGUUGCUGGUGCCUUGGUUCUCGGAUCCGCUGCCGAUGGUGCCAGGAUUCAAGCCGUUUCACAAUGGGUUACCCCAACCGACGUGGCCAGUACCAUAUCAGAGAUCACGGGCACUAAAGUGACCUUUGUGGAAGUACCCAAAGAUGUGUGGGAGGGAUAUCUGCCGCUUCCUCCUCACGCGAAGACGGAACUCGGUGAAAACAUGAUCUUGAUUAAGGACUACAAUUACUACGGAAAGGACAGUCCUGCUAAGCAGCAUGGGCAUAACGUCUAUAUUGAGGCUGUACCCGGACAGCAGUUGACUACCCUGGCCGAUUUCGUCAAGAAUAGGUUCUAAGUACCUAAGAUAACUAUGCAUUGUGCUGUACACAUGCGUAAAAGCUCCUCAAGCGGUUGUAAGGAGACAUUAGUCUUUAACAGCUCUAGCAAUCAUUCCAAUGCAUUAAAAAUAAAUAACUUGGCUCAAUACAAACACGUACGCGCGCGAAUGAAUCUACCUACUAUUCUACCUAAAUCAGCC